Molecule: messenger RNA, 1728 nt
Organism: Podarcis raffonei (Aeolian wall lizard)
Lineage: Eukaryota; Metazoa; Chordata; Lepidosauria; Squamata; Lacertidae
Product: INSYN2B protein-like
Exons: 3
Coding region: 1-1467 (488 amino acids)
Biological process (GO): inhibitory postsynaptic potential
Cellular component (GO): postsynaptic density
Source: RefSeq, a predicted model, not a curated record
AUGGCCAGCCAGGAGGCAGCCCCGGAGGCCGGCCAAGAGAAGGCUGCCGCCGGGGUCCGCUCCGUGCUGCUCAAGCGCGACUCGCCGGGUGCUGAGGACCGCCUGCAGCGUCGCCGCCGCCACCGCGCCCAGCAGGUGCGCUUCAAGGACCUGGAGGAGGGCGGAGAGGAGCCCCCGGGCAGCCACCCCCCACGUUCCUCUGCCGCAAACUGCGCCAGGCGGAGCUGGCCCCAAUCCGGGCCCCGCCUGCUGCUCGCCCUGCCGGAUCCCCACGGGGCGACUGGCAUCAGCACCGCCAGCCAGACGUCACCCAGCCUGCAGCGGCCCCCCCGCAGCAAGAGCUCCUGCGACCUCGCCCAGGAGGGUGCGCCCUGUGCAGUGGGCCGCAGCCAGGAUCCGCCCCUGGGGGGCACCGCCAGCCUUCCUGCCCUUGGUUGCUCCCUUGCCUCACCCCACGCCCAGCAGUGCCCCAGACUUCCUGCCACCCUGUGCCCCGGGCUGCCACCUCCCCGGGAGUCAUGCCCCCCUUACCCAGGGCGGGGGGCCCCGUGCCUCUCGGCCAGCUGGUCUUCCCAGCGCAAGCACUGUGCCCCCUCCUCCACGCAGCCCCAUGGCACCUCAAGCAGCUGCGGCAGCUCUGGCGCCCCCUGGCUGUGCCCACCACCUCUCUGUCAGACUCCCUCUGAGCAGGCCUCGAGAGCCCCUCCCUGUGCCCCCCAGAGGGGCAUCCCUGCCCCCUGCCCCCUUGCUCAGGGCCCCCCCACCGAAGUCCCCACCUCUGCCUUCCUGCUUCCCACAGCAGGGCCCCCUAAGUCAGGAAAACCAGCAGCGCCUGCGGCCUCCCCAGGGAGCCUCAGCACCACUCAGGCCCACCCCACAGCCCCCACGCCUUCCCAGAAGCCUCCCGACCCCCUUCUGCCCUCCUCUGGUCGCAGCUGCCCCCCUGAGACCUGCCUCUCUGCCAGACCCGGGGAGACGUUUCCCCGCAGCCAGGACCACCUUCUGCAGCUGGUGUCUGUGGCUGCCGCGCAGAGGGAGCCCCCGCCCGCGUCUCAGGAGCUCCCCGGGUGGGUGGGUGACCUCCACUCCCAGCUGCAGUCCCUCGAAGGGGUGCUGGAGACCAGCCAACGAACCAUCAAGGUGCUACUCGAUGUCAUUCAGGAUCUGGAGAAGAAGGAGGCGCAGCGCGAUGGGCGGCAGUCCUACCGGACAGGGCAGGACACCACCAACUGCGGGACGUGCCGGGACUGCGCCUGCAUCAUCUACAGCGUGGAACAUGAUUUCCGGAAGCAGGAGGGGCGUUUGCAGCAGGUGCUGAGCACCAUUGAGCCUGAGCUGAGCCACAGCCCCCCGGUGGCCACGCGAGCUGCCACGCCGAGCCACCAGGAGCCGUCGCCAACGCUGAAUCUGCCCGUGGUGAAAGCGGAGCCCAAGAAGUCCCGGCGAAAGUGUUUCUGGUUCCUGUGAUGGUGCCGUGCCCAGAAGGGUCCGGGGGUCUCCCUCCCCAAGGAGAGGAAGAAUAGAGCCAUGGGGUGAGGGGGCUGCCUCCCCCCCAUCAGUCCACACCAGUCAACCUGCCACAGAGCCACAGCGUGGAGGGAUUGCACCAGCCUUUUUAUUGUUCAAAUCUGUCCAGUUUAACUUGCAGAGCCCCCCCCCCACCCUCAAUGAAAGGAUGGGAGGAGAGAAGGGAAGACACACACACUGUAUCCGAGGAGGUCUCAAUAA